Molecule: messenger RNA, 1919 nt
Organism: Umbelopsis ramanniana AG
Lineage: Eukaryota; Fungi; Mucoromycota; Umbelopsidomycetes; Umbelopsidales; Umbelopsidaceae
Exons: 7
Coding region: 256-1776 (506 amino acids)
Biological process (GO): fructose 2,6-bisphosphate metabolic process; fructose metabolic process
Cellular component (GO): cytosol
Molecular function (GO): fructose-2,6-bisphosphate 2-phosphatase activity; ATP binding; 6-phosphofructo-2-kinase activity
Source: RefSeq, a predicted model, not a curated record
CUCUUCGUAGCGAUGAUUAGCCGCAAACCAGGUACUUCUGCAAGGGUUUACGCCGUAUUUCCGCAAACAAGUCACUUCGGACUGAUCUCCUCAGCAGCGUUCUUUCUCCCCACAUCGAUUUUGAAGCAGGCAACUAAUUUCUAAUUGGAUGGCAGCCAGCAACUCCGCGAAGAAAGUGUCGUAACAGAAUUUGCUUCAGUCAUUCAAUAUCAAACCCGGUCACUUCCUUCUCUCGCGCUCCUUCAGUAAUCAGCAAUGUCUUCAAAUCUUCGCAUUGCUUGCGUUAUGGUCGGCUUACCCGCCAGAGGCAAGACGUACAUCGCACAAAAAGUCUGUAGAUAUUUGACUUGGCUUGGAAUUAACACCAAGGUGUUUAAUGUGGGAAACUAUCGCAGAAAAUUAGCUGGUGCCCAUGUACCGCAUACGUUUUUCGAUCCCGCCAACCCCGAAGGAGAAAAGUCAAGAAAAGAGGCCGCCGCCGAAGCUUUGGCAGAUAUGAUGCGAUGGUUUGAGGAAGAUGAGGGGAUUGUUGCUAUCUAUGAUGCCACGAAUAGCACCAAAACGAGACGAGCUUGGUUACAAGAGAGCUUGAACAAGAAGGACAUACAAGUCUUGUUCAUUGAGUCAAUUUGUCAGGAUGAAGAGGUUAUUCUAAACAACAUCAGAGAUGUCAAAUUGUCCAGUCCCGAUUAUGUCGACAUCGAUCCAGACCAAGCUGCAGAGGAUUUCCGAGCUAGAAUUGAUCACUACCAAGAACAAUAUGAAACGAUCACAGAAGAAGGUCUUACCUACAUUAAGCUCAUUAAUGUUGGAAGCCAGGUCAUCAUCAAUCUCAUCAAAGGGUAUCUUGAAUCCCGUAUUGUCUAUUACCUCAUGAAUCUUCACAUCGCUCCCCGCAAGAUCUAUAUGAGUCGACAUGGUGAAUCGGUUUUCAAUGUGGAAGGUAAAAUUGGCGGCGAUUCUCCUCUGUCUCCAAGAGGAGAAAUGUAUGCAAGCCGGUUGCCGGAUCUUAUUCGUCAAAAUCUUGGUGACCAAAACCUCACCAUUUGGACAUCAACCAUGAAACGCACUAUUCAGACGGCAUCGUUGUUGCCUCAUCCAACCAAAAAGCAAUGGAAAGCUUUGGAAGAACUUGAUGCUGGUGUGUGCGAUGGUAUGACCUAUGAGGAAAUUGCUGAAAAAUAUCCAGAGGAUUACGCCAACCGAGAUGAAGAUAAAUUUAACUACAGAUAUAGAGGUGGAGAGUCCUAUAGAGACGUUGUAUUACGCUUAGAACCUGUUAUUAUGGAAUUAGAACGACACCAGAACAUUUUGAUCAUUGGACAUCAAGCCAUCCUCCGCUGUAUUUAUGCAUAUUUUAUGAACUACAGCCACGAAGAUCUGCCCUACAUCAAAAUACCUUUGCAUACUGUGAUUGAAUUGACGCCUAAGGCAUAUGGUUGUGAUGAAAAGCGGUUCAAGGUUGAUAUUGAGGCUGUUGAUACCCAUCGACCUAAACCAACUCGGGCAGCGUCCAUUCGGAGAAAGGCUUCCACCAACCUUGCUAGCAAAGCCCCUGGUAGCCUGACCUUACCCAACCCCGCCGGCGCCAGUGGAGAAAUUGUCUAUGACCCUAUGAGUCCCAUCUUACCUCUCACCAGUCCCAAGCUGACAUCUAGACCGUCGUUGACGGUUGUGCCCGCUAUCAAAGAUCUCAAAUCCACUGCAUCACCACCCACUACUUCAAGCCUGACCUCAGAAGUGGUUAAUUUGCAGCUAAAUGACAAGGGGCAAUGAUUGACAUGGAUCGACCAAGACACCUUAUUUGAUCCUUAUUUGCCUUACCACCAUCGUACUUUUCCUUACCACAUUUGCUUUAAAAAAUAAAGUAUAAAAAAAAUGUAUACAGAUAUCCAUGGGGGUGGCCGGACAUGGGAACA